UAACUGUCGUGGGUUACACAGGGAGAUCCUCCUCCACCUCUCUGUGCUCUCACUCUCAGCCCGUAAGAUAAUACGCGACAAGUUACAGUCAGUCUGUUUGACACAGGCAACGAUCGAAGGAUUCUGCUAUUGUUUUAAAAACGGCAUUCUCCUAGGUUGACGUUGAAAAUUCGUUUUAUUCAGAUUUUCGUCGAGCAGCGCGAAUUUGUAUGUGCAAGAGAAAGAGAAACCGAGACGGAAGCUAGAGAAACACGGGAAGUGAAAGAACAAUAGAAGUAUUGGCAUUAACAGUGCGACGCGUGUAUGAGAUUGCGCGUGUGUUUUAAAAUCCAAAAAUAAUUUCCCAAAACUUUCGACCCAGUGAACACGUUAAACGCAUACAGAAGCGAUGUAUGUUGGCUGAGAGCGUUUUGCACGGUUAUUUUACGUUUUUUUUUCCAUUUUUUGUUCUUUCGUCUCCCCUCCUGUCCUUCAAUCUAUAUACGUGACUCCCACUGAGUGGGUUGCGUGCGCGCGUGCUGUAUCCGUGUUACAGGAGCUUAUACGUGCCAUUCAUAUACCAAUGCGAAUCGUCGAUAAACUCGAGGCCUCUCUCUCUUUUUCUCCCUCCUAAAAACGAGAGGUAUCGUAGAAGAAAUUUGACAAAGAAUUCAUCAAAAAACAUUACACCAAGAGUAAAUACCCUAAUUACAAGACUUGACCGAUUAUUGCCGAUGGAUAAUUAAUGCGCGGGCGCAGGUAGAGAGAAAUUGAACCCAAACGAGGUUAGGGACGGGACAAUUACGGGAGGAUUGGUAUAAUAAAAAUUGUGGUCGUCCGGAAAUUCGUGCUCAGUGUGGCGGGACAUUUUUUUGCAUCUUUUCAAUCCCAAUUUACAUAUUUAUAUCUAUGUAAAUAUAAAUUUAUAUUUCUAAGGAUUAAUAAUAAUUACACAUAAUAAAUAAUAUAAAGUUGGUGCUGUACGUUGGGCAUGGUAUACCUGACGAGUUCUUGGGGUAUGGGAGAGACUGAACCUCGGUGCUACAGCACAAAUACAAUAACAUCGUCAUCCUCAACGUCGUCAGCAACGACCGCUACAUUUCUACAGGAUCAUGACGAAGAGGUCGCCCUACACCCCCUCAACAAUCAGGUUGGCGGUCACACGAGGCUGUUACUCCUCAAUCAGAACACAAUCUGCAAGCCACUGAACCGCAGAGAGCUCGACUUUUACAGAAACAUUCCGCAGGAUAUACAAAUGUUUGUUCCACAGUUUAAAGGUGUAAUCCAAGCGUCGAGUAGCGGAGGAGAGAUGACCUUGGACAAGCGUUACAGUCCGAGUUUUCGGGAUGCAGAGAGUUCGUCACAUCAGCAGCAGGUUCCAGUAACGAAAGGCUCGACGAAACGUAAACGCGACGAUGUGCUCAGAAUGAAAAUUCACCGUAAAAACAGUACGGUGGAUGUUUUGAAGCCGGGAACGCAUUUGGACAGUGGCUCGAAUAAACAAUAUUUUUUAUUGUUAGAGAACAUCACGUCACGUUACACGCAUCCGUGCAUCUUGGACCUUAAAAUGGGUACGAGACAGCACGGAGACGAUGCAUCGGCUGAGAAAAGAAGUAAACAAAUAGCUAAAUGCGCUGCAAGCACUUCAGCUUCAUUGGGUGUUAGACUCUGUGGGAUGCAGGUUUAUCAAUCCGACACGGACCAUUAUGUAAAAAGAGACAAAUACUGGGGUCGUGAGCUGAACGAGGAAGGUUUCAAAUCUGCGCUUUAUCGUUUUUUUCACAAUGGAUACUGUUUGAGAACAUUAGCGAUACAAAGAGUGAUAACACGAUUAGAGAGCCUGAGACGAGCGAUCGAGAGACAGAGCAGUUAUCGUUUUUAUUCCUGCUCUCUUCUCGUCGUUUACGAGGGUUAUCAAAUCGAGGAUUAUACAUCGAGUACACGAAGUCCAUUAGCCAGUCACGCCGUCGAGGAGGAAUCGAACGAUGUCAGUUUCAUGGAAAAUAUGCCGCACGAGGAUGACGACGAUGAGGACGUCGACGUCGACGACGAGGUCGGGGACGUUGAUAAUCAUCCCCAUUCGUGCUACUGCGAGCCCGGACGUUCAAAUCCGUGCAGUAAUUCCUCUAGCUACAAUUUGCUUUCGGAACACGAAGAAGUUAACCAAUCCACUCUUCAUCGAGUGUUUGGUGAAGCGGCCGCUCGUGGUGCUAAACACGCUACCGGUUUUUAUCCGAUAAGCGAAGAAACCGUUUUCAUGGACCCACCUACGGAUCUCUUGAAAGCCGCGGUUGUACAAAAUUCACCCUCUUAUGAAAAUUGGAUCGGUUCGUCUUACAGCAGCGCGACGAGCAAUACAAACAGUACGCACGGAAGUAGCAGCACCAGCAGCAAUUCCAGCAACGAUGACUUUUGCUGCCGUGGACAAUUGACCAUUGCUAAUUCCGACGACACUAGCUCCGAUCUCGACAUUGGCACCAAAUGCACCCUUAAACGUACUCGACCUUCGAGAACGCGGGAUUUUCGUAUCUACGAAAAUACCGAAAGACAUAAAAACAGCGAUGAGGAUUCCACCAGCAUUUCCAAAAGAUUACGCGUUAAAAGUGAAUUACCUCUCAAGGACACACAAAACGAUCCACAAGUCGAUGUUAGAAUGAUCGACUUUGCUCACACCACCUUCGGCCACUCCACCAAUUCUUCCAACUUUAAUCCCAAUUCGACCACGGUACAUCACGGACCCGAUUGCGGAUUUCUCACUGGUCUCGACAGCCUCAAACGACUUCUCAUGGAGAUUCUCGCUGAAGGGACACGCGGAACACCGCGAAGAUUUACGUCGCGAAACACGAUCGGUUACAUUGACGAGGAGAUUCGGAACUCGAGGAAACUUCCUCGUGACGUGUGAAAAUGUCCCUGUGAACGAAAAAGAUCGAAACGAAAGCAAAAAAGAUGCGAAAAUCUGUGAGGAUGUACUUGGAUUGUAAACUUUAAAGACACACGCGCGCGCGCGCGCACACACACACACACACACACACACACACACACACACACACACCCAGAUACACACAAACGCGCGCGCUGGCUUUACGAAAAAAAAACACCCUAUUCUGAGUGAAAUUCUUUCGAGACUGUCCUUCGAGACUUUAAGACGAAGAAUGCAGGGGAAAAUAAAAAUUAAUUGACGUUUCGCUACUACGAAACGUUUGUAUAUAUGAAUAGUUUAUUCGAGGAAAAAAAAAAAUUAUAUUUGAAGCAAAUAAUAGGUAUUACAUAGCGAUAAAUCGUUGCCUUUAAAACACGAUUUAAAAGUAAUAUUCUUUCGGCUAGUUUGCCAGCUGUUUGUUUUUUUUCUGUGCGAAAGAUGUAAGGUGAACAAACUGGCCAAGAAGAAUUCGCGAAAACUUUUUCGUUCCUUGCGCGGUUAAUUUCAACUCUGAUACUCGGUGGCCGAAUAUUUUUUUUUCUCUGCCCUCUCGAGCGCCACACGCCAAUGAGUAUCGAAACCAUCACGUGAUUCAUGUGUGUUUAUAGGUGCAAGAGAAUUCUAAAUGAUAAAUUAUUAAUCAGAAAAACAAUGAUAGAUAGAAGAACAAUAACAACGUAAGGGGAAAAAAUCGUUAUUGACCACUUUUGUCGCCCACGUGCGAAAUAUUUUAUUGUUAGAAGGUUCACGGUUUUACUGUUCCAAUAGCACGGAGUAGAGCCCGUUGAACAAGGGGGGGGGGGGGGAGGAGGAGGAGGAGGCCAACCGGCCAACCAAAACCGGCCAUUCCUAAUUGAAACAAAAAAUCUUUUAAAAUAUUUGAUGAGCAAAAUGUGACGAAGGGAAUGAAAUUCAACGGGUAAUAAUUAUGUGCAGUUUUUUUAGAUUAUUUUUUCCGGACUAUCUUUUUUCCCAAUAUUCAACUUCGCGUGAUUGUCACCUUUUGGAUGAUUUUUUCAGAUUUUAAUUUUAUCCGUUUCUAUUUUCACAAAUAAUCAGAAUUAUAAAGGGUUUCCGAUUUCCCUGCAAAUUCCACAAGCCCAACCGAAAUAUCCUUGAUGAUGAAGGGGAAGUAAAAUAAAAAAUAGCAAUUAUAAAACACCCGUGAGACCGAAAAAGAGUAAAGAUUAGAACGUCUCAUAUUUUGCUCGGAUAGCUAAGGACCGAGAGUCUUUCUUAACUUUCUGUACAAACAUUAACAGCUGAUUUUCUUCUCGUUGAAAAAUAAAAAUAAAAAAAAUAUAAAUACAAACUAUAUUCUCAAAAGAAGAACGAGGAAAAGGUCAGCUUUCAGUGUUUGUCGAUUAAAUAUAAUUCAAAUGUAAAUAGUGUAAAGUUGAAAGUUAGAUAAGAAAAGAAGGGUUUAAAAUAUAUAUAUAUACAUAUAUAUUAAUAACGUAAUUGUAAAUUGGUAAGCUGACGAAUGAGAGAAGUGAAUUUUUUCGUAGCUUUAGAAGCAGAAUACUUUUGUGAAUUUCUCUCGUUCGCCGAUCGAUUGUCCCGUACAUUUCAGAUUUGAAACCUCGCCUGCAUUCAUGAGAGUAUGAAAAAGAAAGCAAGCGAUUAUAUAUGUAUAGAUAUAUAUUGGUGAGCAAGGUAUUUGAGAGGGAAAGCAAUACGCCAUGCUGAAAUGAGCAUUGAAAUAUGAAUGGAACAAAAACAAAAUUAGCAAACAAUUACGCUGUUGAUUUGGGCUAAAGAAACGAAUGCCCAAUAUCGUGCUUUCUGCGAACACCACGUGCCAGGAAUCAGCACCUUUCGAAUGGCAAAAAAAUCAAAGUUCAAAAUUAUUUUUGUUUAUUCGCUGUGAAAACCAAAACUAUAAAUUGUAUUAAUUAGAAAUAAUGUUAAUGAUCGUGUAUAUAAUGAUUUUUUUCUUUCUAGCAGAACAAAAUGUUACUUUAGGAUUGAAUUUUUCGUUAAAAACAUCUAUUUAUUUAUAUUGUAUUGAUUUCGUUGGAUUUAAUUCAACGUCAGUGUUGUUUUUUUUGUUUGUUUCGGAAUAAGCUCGGAUGAAUGUUUAUUCGAAUCGUGCCAAUGUUUCUGGUUCGCGCAGGUGUUGGCGAUAAAACAAAUAUUGUUCGGUGAACAAAAAACUCGCUCUGACUUUUAUUUCAUAGUUGUAUAUACGUAUAGAUAUGUGUAUAGAUUACUAAUGAUGUGAAGCAUCAAAGAGAAGAAGAAUACUGGGUGCUGCAUCCACGUGUAUUCCGCUGUACUCCAUGUAAAAAUAAAAAACAAAUUUAAUUGUUUCAUUGUCCGUAUUAUACAAGCUACAAUAAAAGAUCGAAAAAUUUUAUAAAA
Venturia canescens is the source of this 5263-nucleotide messenger RNA. It is a transcript of the gene Ip6k, whose product is annotated as Inositol hexakisphosphate kinase. Gene Ontology annotation, biological process: inositol phosphate biosynthetic process; phosphatidylinositol phosphate biosynthetic process. Bases 971 to 2881 code for a protein of 636 amino acids. Lineage: Eukaryota; Metazoa; Arthropoda; Insecta; Hymenoptera; Ichneumonidae. Gene Ontology annotation, cellular component: nucleus; cytoplasm. Gene Ontology annotation, molecular function: inositol hexakisphosphate kinase activity. The record is from RefSeq and is a predicted model, not a curated record. The transcript is spliced from 8 exons.